GGGCAUCGACACACGUGUUCGCACACGGGCCAGAGAUGGACCCACGGCCCAUCUCCUUCCUCCACCUCUCGCUCAGGUCUCCGCUCGCUUCAUCCACAGGUGUCGACGCCAUGGCAUUCGCUUCCGCCUCCCCGCUAUCCGCCAACCCCUUCAAGCCGCUCUACCCCUCUCCGCCGCGGCCUUCUCCCAGAUUUGCCGCCGCCCAAAUCGUCUGCCAGACUUCUGAGCCCAAGAAAUGGCGAGCGGUCGUCUCGACGGCGCUGGCCGUCGCUGUGGUCGGCUUCAGCGGCGUCGCGUCGGCCGACCUCAACAAGUUCGAAGCGGAGAUCCGGGGGGAGUUCGGGAUUGGCUCCGCCGCUCAAUUUGGUUCCGCAGAUCUCAAGAAGGCUGUCCAUGUCAAUGAAAAUUACCGACGCGCCAACUUCACAGCUGCCGACAUGAGAGAAUCUAAUUUCAGUGGCUCUACAUUCAACGGUGCUUAUCUUGAAAAGGCAGUUGCCUAUAGAGCAAAUUUUACAGGUGCUGAUUUGAGUGAUACUUUGAUGGACCGCAUGGUUCUUAAUGAAGCCAAUCUCACAAAUGCUGUACUUGUAAGAGCAGUUCUCACACGCAGCGAUCUUGGUGGUGCAAUUAUCAAAGGUGCUGACUUUAGUGAUGCUGUGCUGGACCUGCCCCAAAAACAGGCAUUGUGCAAGUAUGCAAGUGGAACCAACCCGAUGACAGGGGUGAGCACAAGGAAGAGUCUGGGUUGCGGGAACACUCGCAGGAACGCCUACGGGAGCCCUUCUUCGCCCCUCUUGAGUGCGCCACCUCCAAAACUACUGGAUCGCGACGGCUUCUGCGAUGAAUCCACUGGACUUUGUGAUGCAAAUUGAAGGUGACUUGGCAUGAGAAACGAGUUUCUCUAUCAGAAACUUUAAUCUUCCUCUGUUUUUGGUCCCUCUUUUCUCUUUUUUAGCUACAAUAUUUGUCGUAGGAUAUGACAAUUUUAGUGAAUAAUACAGUGAGAAGAAAUUGAUGAGA
Musa acuminata AAA Group (dessert banana) is the source of this 1023-nucleotide messenger RNA. Its product is annotated as thylakoid lumenal protein TL20.3, chloroplastic. Lineage: Eukaryota; Viridiplantae; Streptophyta; Magnoliopsida; Zingiberales; Musaceae. The transcript is spliced from 7 exons. The record is from RefSeq and is a predicted model, not a curated record. Bases 36 to 875 code for a protein of 279 amino acids.